Molecule: messenger RNA, 746 nt
Organism: Cajanus cajan (pigeon pea)
Lineage: Eukaryota; Viridiplantae; Streptophyta; Magnoliopsida; Fabales; Fabaceae
Gene: PGR5
Product: proton gradient regulation 5
Biological process (GO): photosynthetic electron transport in photosystem I; response to high light intensity
Cellular component (GO): chloroplast
Molecular function (GO): electron transfer activity
Source: RefSeq, a predicted model, not a curated record
AACCACUGGCUCUCCGAUUUACACACAAAUAUGAAAUAUCCCUUCUUUCACACCCAAAAUAUAAGCCAUUAGAACCAUCUAUCUCAGGCUCCAAGAGGCUAAAACAAAAGCACCUCUAGUCUUGUUAUAUUCACACAGCAAAGAGGUAAGGAAGCAUAAACAAAUGGCCACUUCAAUUUCUGCAAGUGGGUGUGUUGGUUCUUCCUUCUAUGGAAGCUGGGGCACUUCAAUUGUUGGUGAUGAUUACGCCACGCUGGCCAAGUCAGUGCCAUCACAAGUUCGCAUGGGGAGGGGAAAGCCAGUGAGGUUGCAACCCAUGAUGAAGAAUGUCAAUGAAGGGAAAGGUAUCUUUGCACCUCUUGUGGUGGUCACUCGUAACAUCAUUGGCAAGAAGCGUUUCAACCAGCUUAGGGGCAAAGCCAUUGCUUUGCACUCCCAGGUGAUCACGGAAUUCUGCAAAUCAAUAGGAGCAGAUGCAAAACAGAGACAAGGGCUGAUCAGGUUGGCCAAGAAGAAUGGAGAAUGGCUUGGGUUUCUUGCAUGAUAGAUUAGCAAAUGUUCCCCACAUUUUGUAAUUACCAUGUGAGAAAGUUUCAAGUUUAAACUUGAUGGUUUUCAAUUGACAGCAGAAUGUAAACUAGGAACUUGUCUCUCUAGAUGUGAUUUUUCAUUCUUAAGUAAUGUUCUCUUAUUUUGUUCUCCUGAUACAUGAAAUGUUAUAAAACCAGAGGUGCUCUAUAUAUCAA